AUGUCUGCAAACCUGGCAACUGAUAUCCAUACGCAAUCAAGCCUUGUACCGCGGAUUGCAAUGGACCAGUCCAAUACACCUCUCUUCCAUGGCUUGGCAGGAACUUUUGUGGUGGAUCGACCAGCUGAAGGCAUGGAAUGGACACUUGUUCCUCUCAGAAACGACCUGGCCUCGGCUAUAUCUUUGUCCACCAUGGAACAUACUUCUCCACAUACUGCAGAAACUACAACGAGAGAAGGUUCCUGCUACGUUGAUAAUGCACAACUGGUCGAGCACCCUCUGGUAUCCUCUCCUCCUCCAGCUGUCGUCCCGCCCACCAAUCUCUAUCCCUUGUCACCUGGUCCUUCCCGCACCAGGCUGCACCAACCAUGUUAUUCUGAAGAACCCACACUGGAACAUGAUUGUGUGGGACAUAAAUUACGCAGGUUAGAAGACCAAGGAUUCGAUGACAAUGCCAACACCAUCAUUCUCAACUGCGAUUGCAACCACUUCCGACGAUCCUAUAACUGUAUUCAACACACUUACAUCGACUGGGCACACCACCACAACGUCAGCCCUUUCAUUUCUAAUCCCGUUCAUAUAGUCAACUAUCUGGCCUAUGAUGCUACCCAUUUGAAAUGGAAAGCAUCCACUUGUCAAGCCUACCACUCCGUCAUUCUUGAUUUGUACUCGGAUAAAGAUUUUAUUAUCAAAGACUCUACCUACAUUGAAUUCUUUUCUGUACUCAACGAACAAAACCUACUGUCUUUCCACUAUCCAACAUAUGAUAUUGCCCUGGUCAUUCAGUUCAUUCAUAACCUUGGUCCUAAUGACACAAUGAAUGCGAUAGAUCUCACACAUAAGUUGUGCUGGCUUCUUGCCAUUUGUGAGUUUAUGUGUCCAACUGAUUUGGAACGAGUCGAUGACCACCAUACAUCAAGAGACAAUGGCAUCCUUUGCUUGGUCAUUGUUGCCUCCAAAGAAAAACGUUCAGGUAGAUGCAUCAAAAGGGUUGUCGCCAUUCAACCUCAUGAGGACCCCUUACUUUGUCCCGUUGCCACCUAUCUAGCCUACAAGUCCAACAUCGCCUUCUCAGUCUGCAUUUGGCCUCACUCUGUCCUCUCUCAGGUGACUUUGCAACAAUUAGUACGUGACGUCCAUAAUUACAAUAGACCUAUUGAAUCAGAACGGAUAUCCAAGCAUAUUCAAUUUCUCAUAGAGAAGAUCCCUAGUCCUUCUGGUGCCCUCCUCCCCAAGGCCCGGGCUCUGGGACCUACUCUUGCUUUGGCUUCUGGUGCUUUGGUUGAAGAUAUUCUUGUACACGGCUCAUGGGCUUCCUCCGCCAUUUUUGACACAUUUUACCACUUAAUUGAUGGUAACAUAGCCGAGUCUCUGUCUCUUCGAAUAAUAGGUAUAGGCCUUCAGCCUUCGGCCUUGGCCAACAAUACCAGAAUUAUCCUCUUAUCAUCUAUGAUUUUAUUUACCAAGAUUUUCCAAACAACUAAUGCUCAUUAUGUCUACAAUAAGGGUGGACAAUAG
This is a messenger RNA of Phycomyces blakesleeanus NRRL 1555(-), 1518 nucleotides long. RefSeq lists its product as hypothetical. NCBI's taxonomy places the organism in Eukaryota, Fungi, Mucoromycota, Mucoromycetes, Mucorales, Phycomycetaceae. Bases 1 to 1518 code for a protein of 505 amino acids. The transcript has 3 exons. The record is from RefSeq and is a predicted model, not a curated record.